Messenger RNA from Protomyces lactucae-debilis, 840 nucleotides. RefSeq lists its product as uncharacterized. Gene Ontology annotation, cellular component: intracellular membrane-bounded organelle. The transcript has 2 exons. The record is from RefSeq and is a predicted model, not a curated record. NCBI's taxonomy places the organism in Eukaryota, Fungi, Ascomycota, Taphrinomycetes, Taphrinales, Protomycetaceae. Bases 171 to 716 code for a protein of 181 amino acids. Gene Ontology annotation, biological process: vacuolar protein processing.
GGUACAGGGAUGAUGAAUGAAUACAGCUGUACAAUGCGCUUGGUUGUCGCUUCUUCUUGUUGCUGUCGUCGCGUUGCAGAUUUGGUCGCGAGAGUGGAGACAGCCAGAGACUACAUCGCCUGACUGGCACUGGCUGAGUACUGUGAGUCUGUGAAGUAGUCUCACUGAGCAUGGCAAGACAAGCAGAGAAGCAGCUGGCCAAGGACAACACCGCCAAGAUUGCACUCCUCCGCAGAGGCGCCGUCGCCGUCAAUGUCCUGUUCAUCGUGAUCCGGCUCAUCUACUGCCGUGCAUCGAGCACCAAGAAGACCUACUUCCUCUAUCUCCUCACAAACCUGGUGGCGGGGACCAUUCAGCUGCAACUCGAACGCAUUGGCUCGCCCACAUUCAACAGCGAUGGGAGUUUGCGAUCGAGCGGUGGCGACCUGGGACAAGCAGGCGUGACGGAGUACUUGACGGAUAUCGUGUACAUGACGUGGAUUGUCUAUCUGCUGGUGACCUUCAUCACUGAUUAUGCUUGGCUGUUCUAUCUGGCUAUCCCUGGGUACGCGGUGUACAAGAUCUGGCCUGCGAUCCAACCUCGCCUGGCUCAGGCACGGCGGCAGAUGGAGCAGCAGCAGGCAGCAGGAGGACAAGGACAAGGAGAGGGAGAGAGACUGAGCAGGAGGCAGGAGAAGCUGAAGAAGAAGCAGGAGAAGUUUGCAGGUAGGCAGUAGUGGUAGACUGGCACUACUCGUAAGUGAUCUCUAUGUUUUAUAUCUGUUGUUAGCUGCUGGUGACGGCGACAAGAGGUGCUUACUUAGACGAUACCCAGUUGCUGAAAAGGGUCCAUCCAAAAGC